Molecule: messenger RNA, 1520 nt
Organism: Zeugodacus cucurbitae (melon fly)
Lineage: Eukaryota; Metazoa; Arthropoda; Insecta; Diptera; Tephritidae
Product: defense protein l(2)34Fc-like
Exons: 2
Coding region: 144-620 (158 amino acids)
Molecular function (GO): oxidoreductase activity, acting on metal ions
Source: RefSeq, a predicted model, not a curated record
UAUAACAUAUGUAUAUAUAAAAAGUCAUAAAUUUUAUCGAAAUUGAAAAUAAAUUUUCCAAAUUUUGGUUAACAAAAAUUUUUAAUAUUUUCUUUAAAUUCUAAAUUGCAAAAUUAAAUAUAAAUUUCGCUAAAUAAAUUAAAAUGUUUCGCUUGCUUUUGAUUGCGCUCUGUUUAGCAGUACCCACUUUCUGUUUCGCCACAACUGCGCUGCCACCGGAUUUUUGCAGUUACGGAAAUUUCGAACAACAUUCAGCGCCACCGCCUCAAACAUUGCCUAAAGCAGCCGAGGACUAUAGCAAUUCAAAUGAGGAGAAAUUUCAGCUGCGUUUAACCGGUGGCAAUGGCGGUUUUUCAGGUUUUGCCAUACAAGCACAAGAUCCCAGUGGUGUACCGGUGGGGCGGUUUCAGAUUAUCGACGAGCAUAAUUCGAAAACUAUGGCUUGCAAGCACUUGGAUGAUACGAUCUUACAUGCGGAAACUCAAGAGGAUAGCCCGCUCAAGAGUGUUGACUUCUCUUGGAUACCUGCUGGUUAUCAAGGCACUGUGCGUUUUGUUGCUACCAUGGCAAAGGAGGGAGGACAAUGGGUACGGCGUACACUUAAAGAAAUUAACGUAUAAAAGCAAUGAGGAUUUGUGCUGAGCGUCAACUAAAAGUUAAUAAUUUAUAAUAAAUUGCCAACAUAUUUGGAAUCUGAAAAUUGAUAGGAAUUAAACCCACUUAAUUCAGCAGUGACUUUAAUGAAAAUUCUUGACAUUGCAUUGCUCAAAUUAGCUGAAACAUUUAUUAAACUUCUUUCACAAAACAUAUAAAAUAGACGCAAUACAUAUAUUAUUCAAAGAAUUGUCAUAAAUCUUACAACAUAGAUGUAAUUCUAGCAUUGUGCUUAAUGUAUAACUAAAUUCGCAGUCUUUUAUUCUAUAUGCUUACUUUAACAGCUAAUAUAUGGAUAUUAUAUUAAAAAGUUAAAAACACUAGCCUUUGUAAUACAAAAUAAAUGCGUUACUGACAUAGCGUUUGCUUGUGUUGCGUUGUACUUAAUGCGCAACUUAGUUCGCAACAUGCGAUGUAAAACCUUGAAUGUAACCAUUACGAUAGAAAAUGUCAUCGUCAUUCUCUCUCUGCCAGUUACGUAAUGGACGGAUGUCGCGAUAUGGAUUCACCUUUACAUCAAAUAGACGUGUGAUAUGUGUCUCCAGGCGAUCCAUUGAGGCUAUACGUUUUAUGGCGCCAAAAUCUAAAUCUGCUUCUACGCGUGUUAAUGAGGUAAAUAUGAUUGGUAAAUCGUAGGUUUGUAUAAUUUGCGAGAUGCCACCCGACCAUGUAUCCUUGCUGGCACACGAAUCACCUGGUAUACCAAGACGUUCGCUUUGUUCUCUUUGUUCCUCAAUAGUGGCUGGCGCAUGUUCAGAGAAACCACAAUUGAAAACAACAAUUAGUUUAGGCUUAGUACGGUUAAUUCUGGUAAACUCUUGGAAAAGCAUGCGGUAACUCUCAUAAAAUACCGUACGAUCGGAACC